AUGGCUGGCACGUUAAGACCUGACGCUGAGUUCCAAAGAUUCAAUACUGCCAAGGAGAAGCUUGGCCACUAUUUUCGCUUCACCACAAGAUCCGCUUUGUUCAACAUUGUGUUCGCCGGCUUGGUUCCAGUAGGCUUGACUAUCAUGGCCUACAAUCAGGAGGGACAAUACCCUUUCGCCAGAGUUUUUAGAAAUGACGUGAUUUUGGACCAAGAAUAUGUUCCAAGAAAAAAAGACUUGUAA
Molecule: messenger RNA, 243 nt
Organism: Metschnikowia bicuspidata var. bicuspidata NRRL YB-4993
Lineage: Eukaryota; Fungi; Ascomycota; Pichiomycetes; Serinales; Metschnikowiaceae
Exons: 1
Coding region: 1-243 (80 amino acids)
Source: RefSeq, a predicted model, not a curated record